AUGGAGAGUGGCUUCUGGGUACUGCUCACCGACAAGAAAGUUCUAGGAGGGCAGAACCAGGGACACAGAAAGAGCCAGAACUAUCUGAGGCUGCUUUCAAGCAUAGGCAAAAUGAAGGUGACGCUAGUGAACCUAUUGUUUAUGAUGUUGCUGCUGCUGCUAGGCCUGGGGAUGGGCCUGGGCCUCGGCCUUCACAUGGCUGCUGCAAUCCUGGUGGAUAGUGAUCAGCCACUGAGUGAUUUUUGGCCUGGCGACUCCCGGGACACAGCUGAGACCACGGAAGAGAGAGGAGACACCCGGACCACAGAAGCCCUGGUGCUCGGCUACAGAGAAACGGCACAACCUAUCGGUCCAGAAGAGACUGUCCUCAAUGAAGAUGAAGCUGGAGGAAGUAGGAUGCUGCGGGCUGACGCUCUCGUUCAGAGCAAACAAGAUCACCUCAGGUUUGACUUGAGUGUCAGAGACUGUAACACCUUGAUGGCCCCCAAGAUGAAGGAGCAUAAUCACAGUUGCAUAACCCAAUACACAUUCAUCCACGAGGAUCCAAGCACGGUCAAAGCAGUCUGUGACAGUCCCGUGGUGGCCUGUGGCCUCAAGGGGGGCAAAUGUCACAAAAGCUCCCGUCCUUUCGAUCUGACAUUCUGCAGGUUGUCCAAAGCAGGCCAGCUCACUCCCAACUGCCAUUAUCUGACUUACAUAUUUGAAAAGGUCAUUGUCACAACAUGCAGUGACACAAAGUCACUGGAGGUUAACUGA
This is a messenger RNA of Onychomys torridus (southern grasshopper mouse), 756 nucleotides long. RefSeq names its product ribonuclease A family member 10 (inactive) (gene Rnase10). The record is from RefSeq and is a predicted model, not a curated record. Gene Ontology annotation, molecular function: nucleic acid binding. Lineage: Eukaryota; Metazoa; Chordata; Mammalia; Rodentia; Cricetidae. The transcript is spliced from 2 exons. The coding region runs from base 1 to 756 and encodes 251 amino acids.